UCCAGUCUGACCCGGAGUUGAACUGCACUGUGCAGGGAGCCGACACUGAAGCUGCAUCCGUGGGAGGACUAUAAAUUCCCUCUCCUUCUACACGAUCUCCCCCACCACCUUCUUCUUUCUUCUUCCUUUGCUCUUCAUCAGUAGCUCCCAUGGCUGCUGCGGUUGAAUCAGCUCCGGUAAUCGGGGACCUGGUUGAGGAACCACCUGCUCCCCUCGGGGAUGAGCCAGAGCCAGAGCCAGCGCCAGAAGCCGAGGCCGAAGAGGCUGCUGAGGAGGAGCCCAAAGGAGGAGGAGAAGAAGAAGUGGUGGCUGCAGCGGAAGCAGAGGAACCAGUAACAGAAGAGGCAGAGGCUGAGGCUGAGGCUGAGGUGGAGGCAGAAGCGGAGGCUCCGGUCGCCACGGAGCCUGAGGAGGAGCCCGCCGAAGACCCAGCCGCCGAGAGUGAACCGGCGGCAGCUGAGCCGGAGGCUGAGGAGGAAGCGCCGGACGAGGAGGCGGAGGCAGAGGAAGAGGCGGCGGCGCCGGCCGAGGAGGCUGCGGAGGCCAGUGAUGAGUAGUAAGAUGAUCUGCGUCAUGAUCGACGGAAUAAGAGUCUGUAUUAAGCAUGAUAAUUAAUAGUUAAUGGUAAGAAUUAAAGUGUGUUUAGUGGUUCUGUUAUUGGUUAAUGUGAGUGUGUGCAUGAAUUGUUGAUGGAGAUUAGAUAUUUAAUGUCUGUAAUUAGUAUUAUUAUAAAGAGUUUCUUUCUUAAA
Zingiber officinale is the source of this 749-nucleotide messenger RNA. Its product is annotated as cytochrome c1-like. The transcript has 2 exons. NCBI's taxonomy places the organism in Eukaryota, Viridiplantae, Streptophyta, Magnoliopsida, Zingiberales, Zingiberaceae. Bases 150 to 557 code for a protein of 135 amino acids. The record is from RefSeq and is a predicted model, not a curated record.